AUGAUUCACCUAACUUGCCACUUGGCAUGGGAGGCAAAAGUGGCCGGUCCAGUACAAUUCAGGUGGAUGUAUCCUAUGGAAAGGUAUUUGCAUAAGCUAAAGACUUAUGUUCGUAAUAAGGCUCAUCCAGAAGGGUCUAUUGCCGAAGGUGUCUUGGGAGAUGAGUGUUUAAUAUUUUGCUCUCGCUAUUUGCAUCGAGUUGAAACUAAGUUUAAUAAAAGAGAUAGAAAUGACGAUGGAGGUCAACCGUCAUAUGAUGCAUCUCCGUUAUCUAUUUUCUCAACACCUGGUCGAGCUUUUGGGAAAGGUGUACUUAGAGAGAUGAGCAUCGAACUUCAUAAGGCUGCCACUCAUUAUGUCCUGCAAAAUUGUGAUGAAGCUUUUCCAUUUGUCCAAGAACAUAAGAACGUUCUAAUCCAGUCUAGUGUUGAUAAUGUGGAGGAGUCACAUAGGCUUCAAUUUUCAAACUGGAUUUCUAAAAGGGUCACAGAACUAUACAACGAUGGUAAAGUUAGUAAGCAAAUGCUUUCUUUGGCUCAAGGUCCUGAAAGGCGACGUGAUGAGAAUAAAAAAACACAAAAUAGUGGAGUUAUGGUUAAGGGGGAGAAUCAGAUUGACGAUGUGCCUUGGUAUGGAACCUUAGUAGAUAUUGUUGAACUCCGUUACACAGAAGGAAAUAGAGUUGUAUUGUUCAAUUGUGAUUGGUAUGACAUGGCACGAAAAGGAACAGGUUACAAGAUAGAUCGUUAUGGAAUAAUCACUGUUAAUACAACACGCAAGCUAAAUACUCAAGAGCCAUUCGUACUAGCAAGCCAAGCAACCCAAGUUUUUUAUGUGAAGGGGGUUAGAAAUAAAAUUUGGAGUUUUGUCGUGGAAACAAAUCCAAGAAAUGCUUAUGAGACGACUAAUGAUGAGAUUGAGCCAUACCAAGAAGCAGAGACUCAAAUUCAAAGCAUGCAUGCCAUCCAAAAUGAUGUUGAAGACAAUGAAAUUGAUUGA
Prunus armeniaca (apricot) is the source of this 999-nucleotide messenger RNA. The record is from the annotation of a GenBank genome assembly. NCBI's taxonomy places the organism in Eukaryota, Viridiplantae, Streptophyta, Magnoliopsida, Rosales, Rosaceae.